This is a messenger RNA of Caenorhabditis remanei, 999 nucleotides long. RefSeq lists its product as uncharacterized. Lineage: Eukaryota; Metazoa; Nematoda; Chromadorea; Rhabditida; Rhabditidae. The record is from RefSeq and is a predicted model, not a curated record. The transcript is spliced from 4 exons. The coding region runs from base 1 to 999 and encodes 332 amino acids.
AUGUCUGAUUCUUUCAUUCCACCUGGAACGGUACAUUUCAAUCAAUCUUACAUGAAUUAUCAAUACGAAUUCAAUGGAUUCCCAACUGUUCUGGCAAUUAUUCCCUGGUUUUACAUGCUUCCCACUCUAAUUGUAAUCUUAAAAAUUGCGUCAGUCUACCUGAAAACCGACUGGGAUACAUUGGAAGCUGGAAAGAAUCAAUACGUUUUUCUUGUCAUUUCUCUCUCCCUAAUCUUCAGUUACAUCUUUUUCGUAUUUGAUUAUAUCGAGGUUCGUCUCCCAGCAACAGGAUAUUUCACUUCGUAUUGUGCUGGAAUUGCACCGAAUCACUGGCUGAAAAUGGUGAUAUUUCUUGGUUUUUAUAGUAAUUAUUGUGCGAUGGCAUUUCCUUUCUUGAUGCCAGUAGUAAGAUUGAUGAUAUUGAUGUAUCCAAAAGAUCAUAACAAGUACAACGUUGUAAUAAUGAUUGUCGGUGUCCCUCUAAUCCUGAUCUACCCAAUCGCUUGCACAUUCUUUCUGCUACCAGCCAUUGGUACUUGUAAACAAUUGGAAUAUCCAUAUCCGUUCGGAUCCAUUUGGGUCUAUUAUUAUGGAGCUGCUUUCGGGAUGAGAAACUCGACAUUCUACAUGACGAAUUCAAUCAUCUGGUUGAUCUUCGCCAUCAUCGCAAACAUUGCUCUUUUCUACAAACUGAGAAAAGCAAAAGAACGAUUGAUAACAGUUCAAACCAGUGGAAUAUCGCAUCGAGCACUAGUUUCAGUGACAAAGACUACUGUAGUCAUGAUCACCUUCUAUGUAACAAAUGGCAUUUUUAUACUAUCCUACUACCAAUUCUACGGUACAAACUCCUUAUUAUCCUACAGUAUUGUCCUCAGACCAUUUGGAAAUGAACUACAAAUUGUUAUGGUUGCGUGGAUAUUCUACUGCACUCAUCCAGUUUUCAAAAAGGCUGUAGUUAACACGGAGAUGUCAUUUGAAAGGAGAGAGCACACUAAAUGA